AAGUAAAGAAUAAGGUUGAUAGACUUAAAAUAAGGCAUCAUUGUCACUACCAUGACCAGACAAGGUUUUAAAGGUGAUCAAAUGUGCAUUGUGGUGAGGGAGUUCGGGAACUAGGAAUAAAGAAAUUCACAUUUAAACUUAAAGAUAAAAAAUAAUACAUUAACAGCUUAAUUCCAGUAAUUGUAAUGUUAAGAGUAUUGUAUUAGGAACAAAAUGAAUAAGUGCAGGGUUCAAGUUUAGAUAGUAGACUAGGAUAUAAUGGGAGUUAUUGAAACAUGUUUAAAAACUUUGUGAAAAUUGAUAAUUUGAUAAUAUUAAUAGAGGUUAAUUUGUAAAUUACAUGUCUUAAAAUAAGAGGUAGAGUGGUAUUCUCUAUAAGAAAUGAGCUGCAGCAUGUUGGAUUGAAGCCAUAAAAAAAUGGUAAAGAGAUUGAAUCUGAGUGGGUUACAUUGGGGUUUUGAAGGGUAUGAAGUUCUAAUUAGCAUUUUAUUAUAUAUAGCCCAUCUGGUCAGACAGUUGAGGUUAAAGACAAAUUGUAUAAAAUGAUGAUGAUUGCUACUAAUAUAUAUAGUAUACUGAUGCACUAAUUGUGGGAGACUUUACUUUUAAUUACAUUGAUUGGAAUUGUAUAGAGUUAAGUAGUGAGGUGUCUUGGUAUGAUUAAGGAUGAUUUUCUAUAUUAAGCAUAGGGUAUUCAAUUUUAUAUAUAUAUUGUUAACUGCUAAUUAUGGUAUAUUUACAAAAAGUACAAGUGUUGAAGUGGGUAGAGAAUAUUUGGGGAAGAGUAUCAUUGCAUCUUAAAUUUUUCUAAAUGCUAAGAUAAAAAGAAAAAGAAAUAUUAGUUCCUCAUUUUCGGAAGCCAAUUUUGAGACUAUGAGACAAAAUACAUCAUUAAUGAAUUUGAAUAAUGAGUUAAACAAUGAUAUGGGCUGGUUUCAGUUUUAAAAGUACAUUGUUUUUAGUUCAAAACCUGUAUAUUCCUAAAAGAAGGAAAAAGAUAACAGAGAAAUUUAAACCUGAUCAGUUAACUGUAGAGAAUUUUAGUGGUAAAGACCACAAGUUUAUGAAGAUUAAACUAAGAGGUAGAAGAUUUACAGAAUGAUGGGAAAGCUGAGGAUGUGGUUAAAAAAAAAGGCAAAAGAGUUUAAAAGAUACCAAUAUCUGAUAAUGUUUAAAAUAAAUGUAAGAGCAAGAGUUUUUAUGUAUGUUAUAUGUAAGCAGAAUCUUAGUUUGGAUUGCACCCUUCAAGGAUACUGAUGACAAGAUUUUUUGUUGAGGACUGUGAGAUGGCUAAGCUGUUAAAUGUUUUUUCUUUUCUGGUUUUCCAAGAAAAGCUGUUAACAGUAUUCCAGACUCUGACUAUUCUAUUUGGGAAUUAAUCUUAAACACUUAGACAUUAAUCUCUGUGGUAAGUAAAAAGAUUGAGAGAUUACAAGUAAAUCACUAUGAUCAGCGAAGGUUUUAAGGAAGGUCGGUAGACAUUGAGUAGGUGCCUGAGGAUUGGAGUGGUACUGCUAUUUCAAAAGGGAAUGAUAAGAAUUAGUGUGCAAAUUAUUGAAUAGUUAGCCUUCUAUGCUGGGAAAAAAUUCUAGAAUCCGAAUGAAGAAGCUUGACAAAAAUGUUUAAUGAAUUAUGAUACUAUAAAAGAGAGCCAACAUGAAUACAUUUAAAUGAAAUCUUGUUUUACUAAUAUCUUGAUCUGUUCGUUUGAGGAUGUUAUCUAUGUGAUAAAAAUGGUAUGGAUUUGUUAUACAUAGAUUUUCAGAAAGCUUUUGAUUAAGUUCCAAACUGAAAGUUAGCUAAGAAAACCACAUUAGUAAGAAUUGGGAAAAGACUAGUUAACUGAAUUGUAGGAUGGUUAGAUGAGAACAAGCAAAACAAAAAAAGUGUUAUUAACAGAGUCCUGCCAAAUUAGGUCUUUGUUACUAAUGGUGUGGUAAGAGGUCAUUUACAUUAAUAAUAUUGAUAAGGAAUAAUUUAGUAAACCUUGCUGGUGCAAUUAACCUGUUGGAUAUUUCCAAUUCCAUUGAUGAUGUUGAGGUACUUCAAAAUGAUUUGGAUUAAUUGUCUAUAAUUCAGGGAGACAUGUUUGGGGUAUUGAACCUUACAUUGGAUUGAUUAAAAAAUUUCUAUAAGUACAUCUGAAAGUUAUAAUGAAGAAAAUGCCACAGAAAUCAACUUUUUUGUUCAGUGAGACAGACAGUAGUGAGGACGAUAUUCCAACAUUGAGAGACAGGCUACUUAAACAAAGUGGCCAGAAACAUCUAGAAAAUGGACCUAUUUUACCAAAUUCUAAGGAAUCAAAUACAUCUCUAUAUGAUUGUAAGGACAAGAAACUACUAAGAGAAGGAAAGAAACUGAAAAAGAGUUUUUAUUUUAAUGAUGAAGAAAAGAAUGAGUGUGGUACUAAUUGCAUGAUUGUUCCAGAAACCCCGAGCCCCAUCUUAAUGUGUAAUAAAAGAAGAAAGCAAGAACACAAACUAAACAGACCCAAAAGAACAUGCUUAAAUUACAAGCUAGAAGAUAUAAGUACCUCGGUUCAAUCUAAUGAUGUAGCUGAGACACUUGUAGGAGAAGAUAUUUUUUCAAUGUCUCGUAAGUUUUCUGUUAUGGAAAAAAAACAAAGAUCAAAAAAUACACCAUUGUCUUCAGAUAGUCUACCUCACCUGACCGGACAUCAAAUGACUGAAAGCAUACAGGUUUCUCAAGUGAUAAAAAAUAAAGAGAGUGAUUUGGAAGAUACAUCUGUUGUUUCUUCUACUCCAUUCAGUAGCUCAACAUCUUUAUGUAAUAGUGAUAAUUGGUUUACCACACAUUCCUCAAACUCGUCUUGUACUGAUUUCAUUUCAUCUGAAAUAUCUUCUGAUUUAUGUAUAAAAAAAAAUCUGCCAACAAGGACUCAUAAUUUCCCUCACUGUAAGACAUUUCCAAGUGUUUCUCACCCAGAAGAAAAUUGUACAUCUUCUAGUUCAACACUUAAUAGCUGGACAUCAUCUAGCAAAGAAAACCCUGUGUUUCUACCAUCUUUCAAUACUAAUGAGUCUACUUCUGAAAAAAAUGCUAUGAAAGAAAUCCAGAAUGAUAUUGCAGGAUGCCAAAGAUUAAAGAAAAAUCCAUUUCAGAUCAUUGAGAACAAAAAGGCUUCUAGCACUUUAGGCAUCAACAGAAACACAAAAAAACACUCCACUGCUCAUUCUACAGAAUUUAAUUUUGAUCAGUCUGUGCCAUUUAGAAAAUACGAAGCAACUGUGGCCAACAAUAAACCAAAUUUGGGUGGUACAAAUGUUUCUUUAUCAAGUAAACUAGCUCCUUCAACUUUGAAGCACCGUUUCCAUAGAAAUGUAUUACAACCACUCAUUUCUCCUUUCAAAUCUCCAAAUAAAGGGGUUAAAUAUGUUGAUAGUGAGAGUGAUGAGGAUUUAUUUAAAAUCACAUCAUUACCACAAAACUCGUCAGUAAGGUCACAGCAAGAUAAUACUUCCAAGUUUUGUAACAAAGUACCUUCCCCUGUAAAUCAGAAACAAUCAUCCUUAGAGCAGCAUUGUGAAAAAAGUAACAAACAAACACCUUCAGUUCAAAUUUCAAAUGGACAAACUAUUUGUAAGAGUCAUUCUACAGGAGAAAAAAGUUAUUUUUAUGUACCAAACAGUGGCACCAACCACAUAUCAAAUUCUGAUGAAGGAAGCCAUCUGACGGUUGUUGGUCAGGCCUGUAAAUCAUGGCCCUCUACAAGUAAUUCUGGUGCAAGUAAACCUGCUCUAGAGAAAGAAAAACGACUUUUUAUGUCUGCUCAUUCUACAAGAAGGUGUAAAAGAUAUCAAGAUAAACUACCUUUAGUUUCAAGACAACAGAAAUCUCUGAACAGUAUAAACAGCAUUCAAGACAUAACUACCGAAGAAGCCAGUGGUAGUGUGAAUCUUAAUAGUACUGAUGAUUGUAUUCCAAAAAGUUUAGCUAAUAGAUCUUCUCAUUUUCACCACAGCAAACAUCAAAAGUCAUUACAUGCUAGAGGCCAACGAUCUCAGCUUGUAGAAAGACCUGUACAUGAGAGAACAGGUGUUUCUUAUUCACAUAUGCAUAGUCAAGGAACAUUAAGUUUAGCUCAUCUAAAUCCUGACUUAUAUGAUGCUGAAUUAGAGAGUGAAGAAGAAAUUAUUAACCCCAUUUCUCACACUUCACCAUCUGAAAUCAAAAAUAGAACAGACAUAUUAAGCCAAAUGGGAAUUUCAGUAAGUAGAAAUAUAAGACCAGGAGAACAAGGAAGUGGUUCUAGCAGAAAUAGGCAGCAAGACCACAGUAGUGAUGAUGAGGUUAUCAUGAUUUCUAACCACGGACCGUGUUCUUCUAGCAGAAACCUCUCUCGUGGCAUGUGUACAGAUCAAGAUUGGCGUUCUGUAGAUAGUGAUACAACUGGCACACCUAGUAACAGUGACAGAACACCACCAAGUGAUGACCGAGAAGUUGUUGUUGUUUCUCCUGAUCCUGUUGCCCAAGUCAAUCAGAUGGAAGAAGAUGAGCGACUUGCAAGGAUACUACAGGCUCAGUUUGAUGCUGAACAAAAUGAUGGUGACACAUCAGACUCUUUGGGUGUUAUUGACAGUGACCUAGAGAGAGUUCCACCAGUGUGGGAUCUCAUGGAUAUGCUGGCAACAACCUCAACAUCUAGUGAAGGAUCUAUCUCAUCAUUGUCUCAGACACAAAGGGGAUCAACGAGUCGAAGAUUCUCCACCAGGUCAUCUCGUGAAGCUGCCCGAAGCCAUAGUAGAAGAUCUUCAAGAACUAGAGUCCGAGGUUCAAGAAGGCACUACAGGCGCUGGACAUCUCCACGGGGAAUUGUUGAUAGGUAUCAUCACCACCCAGCAAUGAUAUAUGCAGAGGUUAUUAUGGGACUUGGAGAUGGACUGGCUGAUAGCAAUGAUUAUGAGACACUGUUAAACUUAACAGAGACAUUGGGUGAUGCAGUUGCCCGGGGGUUGUCCAGAACAGACAUCAAUCGGUUACCAACUCGAAACUUUACUCAGCUAGUUUCAUCUGAAAAUUGUGAGUCUGUAGCUAGCUGUGAUGAUGGUAGCAGAGCAAACAACAAUACAGAAAUGAGACAGAAAGAGUGCCAGGUGUGCCUUAGUUCCUAUGAAGAAGGAGAAGUCUUGAGGAUAUUGCCAUGUUUUCAUGACUAUCAUGCAAGUUGUAUUGAUAAAUGGCUUAAGAAUAAUCGAAGUUGUCCAACAUGCAGAGUUGAAGUGUCAUUUGAUGAAUAGCAUGAGUAGAAAUGGUAUAAAUCCAACAUAGCAUUUUUUGUAAAUGCAAGAUUACCAUAACCAUGGCUUGAAGUAAAGGUGUUCAUAAAUAGUUCAAAUUUUCUGAGUUUACAAGAUACUGUAGGCUUGGUCUAACUACUCACAUAAUUGGGACAAAUAGAUGUUGAACAGUAUUUUCAAGAUCCAUCUUUUUUCAGAAUUUCAAUCUCAGUUUGAUUUAUUCAACAGAAUACAUUUUUUUGUGGAAUCAUCUUCAUACAAAAUAAGUGCUGCCGGUGUGAACAAUGCUAUUACUGAAGAUAGACUGUAUAUAUUUGUAUUGUGUGGUUCGCAUUUAAUGCACCAUCUAAGCACCUUGUGCUUUAGAAUAUCUGUUUGUGAAAUAGUAAUUUGUUCUUCAGUUUUUUUAAUGAGUGUUUCUCAUUUGUACUUCCAUUUUCAAAGUUACUAUAAACCAAGUCCUUCAGAAACUCAAAGGAUAUAACAAAAGAUACCUAGAUAUAAAAUCUUGUAUCAAAUUUCACAACAACAACAACCAGUGACAUUGUGUUCAACAAUAUCCUUAAGUAGAGGAUGUUGACCAAAUAUUUAGGACCUAGUGCUUCUCUGACACAGUAUUAAACUCAGCACAGCCCUGUCAAAAUGAGAACUGAUGCCAUCUCCGAGAUUAUUGUAACUGUGAGAUAAGGGAAGUGCUUUUUUCGUUAAACCUAAAGGCUUAAAAGUGUUUUUAGAAAUUAUGAUAAUUUUAAGACUAAUAUGUGUCAAUAGUCUUGGAUUAUCGUAAGAUGAUAUUAUCAGGUAAGGUAUAAAUUCUUUGUUGUUUUUAACAGCCUAAUUUCAUGUGUUACCUCAGUUAAGUAGAUUUUAAAAGAAUAAUUGUAACAGAAUAAUAAUUAAAUGUAAUUUUAAAUGAACAGAAACAAACUGUAAGUGAGGUGUGUUACAGUCUUCAUCACCAAAACUAUUACAUCUUUGCAAGAAAUCUGAUUAGGAAGUUUUAACAUGCUUUUAAGUUAGAAAAGAAAGAUAUUUUUGUAUUUCUACACUGUGAUCCAUGGUUUUAUAAAUUUUGAGUUCAGUUCAGAUUUUCUACGGUCACUUGAAUGAAUAAUAAAGUAAUAUUAUUGUCAGUUUACUGGAACUGAUACAUAUCCAUCUUAGUUUUUCUUAUGAGAACUUAAACUAGUUUUAAUAUACUUUCAGUUACUAUUAUUCAGUUCAUUUUUCUAUUAAGAUAUGCACUGAUACAUUCUUGAGCUGUAAGAUUUAAUUAUUUUAGUACUGUGUUAUAUUGGUGGUAAAUAUAUAUGCUACAGUCUUUUCUAAGUUCUUGGCUAAUCAUAUUGUACAGACUAAUACAAAUUUAAUGCAAUAGCUAGUUUUUACAUCCAUUUUAAAUAGGAGCUAAAAAUGAUCUUGUGAGUAAGAUGAAACAACAUAUAAUAAUAAUAUGAAAUGUCCUGGAAAGCUAGUUAUUUAUUGAGAUAGCUUCUGAGGUUAAGGCACUUAGGUUUUUAUCUGUAAUUUAGAAGAAGUUUUGUAUUGAAAAUUUAUUUUUUCUGUGUGUUAGAAAAUAAUAAUAAUGGUAUUUUAAAAAACACUCAAAAAUUAUUGUGUUCAAAAAUGCAAAAAUUUUUUUUUAUUACUUUCCAUUUGAUUAUCAGUGAUUAUUUCAGUAAGCAUAUCUGAAAAUGUUAAAAAAAAAAGUCAUUGUAGAAACAAUACUGAAAAAAGCUCUCUGGGUGAUUUUUGUUUUAUAAAACAUGAUUAUUCAGGUUAUAUGGAGGAUGUUAUUGUAACCCUCUCGCUAGUGUUCUAUUAAGAAAGAUACUAAAAUGUUAUGGCUAGCUCAUUAAAUAUACUGCCAUAGUACCUAACUAUUAUGUUACUUCUUGUAAAGAAAUAAAUAGUUUGAAAUAACACUUGUAUUACAUAGUAAGUUUAUCAGCAUAGUACUUACUCAUCUAUAGACGCAUUCAAUAAUGCAAAUGAAUCAAAUGUCAAUUAAGUAUUUAAUUCUUGCUAAAUAUUUGGGGAAUUUUACUUGGUAGUUUCAGACUGAAAUUAAAACGGUACUUUUAAUUGUGUAUAUAAUUUCAAACUACCUGAUUUACUUGCAGAAAAACUCCUUGUAGUGAAGCAGAGUUAAAGUAAAAAUUAAAAUAACUCUUCUUUUUGUCUAGAUCUUUUGGGAAAUUUAUUUCUUAUUCACCCACAUAAAAAUUCCUCAUGAUGAAGAAGACUUGAAAUAAAAUGUUAAUUGACCACUUAAUUUCUGUCUAUAUCUUUGGAGAAUGUUAUUUAUUUCCCACAUUAUUUUACCAUUUAAGAUAAUUGUGACAAUGAUGAAGAGUUAGAAUAAAAGUUAGGUUAUCUCUUCAAAUUAUUUCCAGAAAUUUUGCAAGAUUUUAACUUAAUUCCUAAGGAAUUUGUGAUAAAAGCACUAGUGACAAACAAGGAUUGUUACAGAUGAUGAAAAAGAUGAAAUGCAAGUUUUAAUUUUUUAUUGAUACUGUAUUCAGAUUUUCUUUAUUAUAAAACUUAUAUCUGAAUUUUAUUGAUUGACUUCCUCAGUUUAUAGUUUGCAGUUAUCUCACGUAUAAAAUUGUACUGUCAAGAAUUUUAUCUUUUUAUAGCAUUUACUUUUUGGGCAACACUAUAUCAUUGUAUUUUAUUCUUUCAUUAUUUCCUAAAAUAGUUUAAUUUUAUAUUAAAUACAGUCUGUAAUUAUACUCAAAAUUAUUCCAUAAACUAAACAUUCCUUUUUUCUUUUUUUUAAAGUAAGUAUUAAUCAUGUUUUCCAUAACUUGGAUUAUGAAACAUAUUCAUGUUACUACAUUUCUGGGUUAGAAACUAAAAGUUAUAACUUAAACAUAUACAAUAGUACCCAUUUAUUUAUUAUCAAAGUACAUAGUUUGAAUGUAAUUAUCUGAACUUGAAAGAGUGUCACAAAAUGUUGAUGAUUAGAUUCUAUUUAAGGGAACACAGAAUAUAAAAUCUACAUAAAAACACACACAUAUUAACAGCCUAUGACUAAAUGGGUAACUAAAUGUUUUUACUCCAUACCUCAAAUAUUCAUGAACGUUUUCUGAACAUUAUGUAGACGUUUUUUGAAUGUUAUGUAGGUAUUGGUAAGAUUUCAAAAUGUUUUUAAGUCUCUUAACUAUACAGAACUGAGCAUAGCCCACUGGAUUGGUUUGUACACUGCUAUAAAAAAAAAUCAUAUUCUGUGCUAUAUGGUUAUGGGUGUGAUAUAAGAGUGAAGGUCAAAUCCCAUAGUUUGGUUGUAGUUGGUCCAAAGUUGGUGGUGGGUGGUAUUUACUAGCUGCUCUUUUCUGUCACUUCAAAAUGCAUGGGUAGUGCAGAUAAACUUUAAUUAGCUUUGUGCAAAAUUCAGAAAACAAACUUACCUACCCAAAUAUAGGUUUCCAAUAAGAGGAGUGAAAUCUUAGCAUAUCAUUAGUUACAAGCCACUGCCAGUGAGGUCUUUUUUUUUUUGCUCAGUACCGUAGCUCAACAGGCCAGCUGAAUUACAGUCUCAGUUUAAGCACUGUAGUCAGUCAUUUAUGAAAUAUUACUAUGUAUUGGGCACAAUUAGUCGUAACAGUUUGUACUUACAUAUAAGAACCUCCAAUACUCUUUGAAUACCAUUUGUAUUAGUUUAUAAACCAUUUUGAUAACUUGUGUUUGUACCACUAUAUAACAGACAGUAAUUUUAUUGUGUAUAUAUACUCUAUUCCAUCUUGUAUAAUAUAUGUUUCAAACAAUAUUGUGUCCUUGUAAUAAUCAACAUCUCUCUCUCUCUCUCUCUUAUUUAUAUAUAUAUAAAGUUGUGUUUUGUAAAUCAUAUGCUGAAACACUGGGUCUAUCAACUUCAACUGAUAUAUUGUUUUUUAUUUUUAUGUGGUAUUUUUAUUUGUGUACGUGUGAAAUUAUAUGUUGAUAAUUUUGAAAGUAUUUGGGAAAUUUAUCCAAAUCUACCACCUUUGCUAUUUGUUGUAUAAUUAUUGGUAAAACUUUUUAUUUUAAAUCUUCAGUGCAUUACCAUUCAUUGAUUAAACUAAUGGGGGACUAAUUAUAUAAUGAGA
Limulus polyphemus (Atlantic horseshoe crab) is the source of this 9349-nucleotide messenger RNA. Its product is annotated as serine-rich adhesin for platelets-like. Bases 2154 to 5258 code for a protein of 1034 amino acids. The transcript is spliced from 9 exons. NCBI's taxonomy places the organism in Eukaryota, Metazoa, Arthropoda, Merostomata, Xiphosura, Limulidae. The record is from RefSeq and is a predicted model, not a curated record.